This is a messenger RNA of Clonostachys rhizophaga, 1221 nucleotides long. NCBI's taxonomy places the organism in Eukaryota, Fungi, Ascomycota, Sordariomycetes, Hypocreales, Bionectriaceae. The record is from the annotation of a GenBank genome assembly.
AUGUUCGCAGACAUUUCCAAACCACCUGCACCACUCCCAGCCUCACACCUCACGACGCUUAGAACCGGGGUGUCGCUGCUUCUUCCUCUCUCACGACGUGGCCAGGGUCCUGGAUUGAUCAUUUUGAAUUCAAAAUGUGAAGACCCUGCGGCAUUCUCAGGUGGAACACCUUCAUGCCUGCUUAAAUGGGCUGAGGAGGGAUAUGCCGUUGUCCAAUUGGAUUCAACUGCUUUUCAGGAUAGAGCUAGCGAGGACGUCCUACGAGAGGCUGCGCAAGCGCUGGACCAGUGUAUGAAAUGCGAGCCCAAAGGCAAACUUGGUUUAGUUUCCUACGAUCCCAGUCUCUGGGCCAUAGCAGCUCCGGGGCUGGCCAAGACUCCUGAUAUAAUUGCCAGCGUAGUCUACACUGAUAUCUCAAUGCUUGACGAGCUUCCGGUUGUUGAUAUCCCGGUACUGUAUCAUGUGACUGGACAACGCACAGAGUCUAAACAACAGUCAGGCAUCACUCAAUACCAUUACCCUUCAGUGAAGAGCCAUGCGUUUGCAACACCCACUCACGAGCACUUCCACUACGUCACUGAAUCCAUUUCGCACACGAGAAACCUUCAAUUUCUGAAGCCGCGCAUGGAUGGGCCAUAUUUUGACCUAGAACUAAUCUGGGAGGAGCACACGUAUUAUGAAUUUGCUGAUCGUUCUGUUGAGCAUACAAUGAGCACCAUGGUACAGGAACCAUACGUAAAUCACGUUCCUACGCUUACGGGUGGCAUUGGCCGUGAGAAGCUGACGAGUUUCUAUCGCCAUAAUUUCAUCUUUAACAAUUCCGCCGAUACAGACUUAGAACUCAUCAGCCGCACCCUUGGCAUCAACACUGUAGUUGAUGAAUUCAUCUUCAAGUUCACCCACGACCGGGAGAUUGACUGGCUCAUUCCUGGUAUCCCACCCACCAACCUCAAGGCCGAGAUUCCCUUCACUGCAGUCGUCAAUAUUCGUGGAGACAGGUUGUACCAUGAACAUAUUUCCUGGGACCAAGGCACGGUAUUGAAGCAGCUUGGGUUAAUGCCCGAGUAUCUGCCGUUCCCCUACAAAGUGGACAGCUCAAAGGGAGGUUCUUUUGAGUAUCGGGUACCGGUUGCUGGAAUCGAGGCGGCAGCUAAAAUGAGGGAUAGAAAUAGCGUACCGUCAAACGAAAUGUUCAAGUUUAGGGGGAGAGAAACCGAUUAG